Choloepus didactylus (southern two-toed sloth) is the source of this 6404-nucleotide messenger RNA. It is a transcript of the gene CCND2, whose product is annotated as cyclin D2. Lineage: Eukaryota; Metazoa; Chordata; Mammalia; Pilosa; Megalonychidae. Bases 234 to 1103 code for a protein of 289 amino acids. Gene Ontology annotation, biological process: regulation of cyclin-dependent protein serine/threonine kinase activity; positive regulation of G1/S transition of mitotic cell cycle; mitotic cell cycle phase transition. The record is from RefSeq and is a predicted model, not a curated record. Gene Ontology annotation, cellular component: nucleus; cyclin-dependent protein kinase holoenzyme complex; cytoplasm. The transcript has 5 exons. Gene Ontology annotation, molecular function: cyclin-dependent protein serine/threonine kinase regulator activity.
GAGCUGGGGAGAGCAAGACCAGUUUGAAGGGGAGGGCUGGCGCGAGGCAGGCAGCCCGUGAGGGUCUCCUCCCGCCGCCCAUCUCUCUCCUCUCUUCUUCCUACCUUCUCUCUUUGCCCUCAACUCCUUCCAAAACCCCCAAUUUAGCCUCCCCCCUGCCUCCCCCACCCCCACCCCCAAAAAACUUUUCCAGUCCGGAGAAAGCCGGGGAACGAGUGGGCGCCAGGCUCGCCAUGGAGCUGCUGUGCUGCGAGGUGGACCCGGUGCGCAGAGCCGUGCCGGACCGCAACCUGCUCUACGACGACCGCGUUCUGCAGAACUUGCUCACGAUUGAGGAGCGCUACCUUCCUCAGUGCUCCUACUUCAAAUGCGUGCAGAAGGAAAUCCAGCCCUUCAUGCGGAGGAUGGUGGCCACCUGGAUGCUGGAGGUCUGUGAGGAACAGAAGUGUGAAGAAGAGGUUUUCCCUUUGGCCAUGAAUUACCUGGACCGCUUCUUAGCUGGGGUCCCGACCCCUAAGUCCCAUCUGCAACUCCUGGGUGCUGUCUGCAUGUUCCUGGCCUCCAAGCUCAAAGAGACCAUCCCCCUGACUGCGGAGAAGCUGUGCAUUUACACCGACAACUCCAUCCGUCCUCAGGAGCUGCUGGAGUGGGAGCUGGUGGUGCUGGGCAAGUUGAAGUGGAACCUGGCAGCCGUCACCCCUCACGACUUCCUGGAGCACAUCCUGCGUAAACUGCCCCAGCCCAGGGAGAAGCUGCCGCUGAUCCGCAAGCAUGCGCAGACUUUCAUCGCUCUGUGCGCCACCGACUUUAAGUUCGCCAUGUACCCGCCAUCGAUGAUCGCAACUGGAAGUGUGGGAGCGGCCGUGUGUGGGCUCCAGACGGACGAGGACGUGUGCUCACUCACCAUCGAUGCCCUGACAGACAUGCUGGCCAGGAUCACCAACACGGAUGUGGAUUGUCUCAAAGCUUGCCAGGAGCAGAUCGAGGCGCUGCUGCUCAACAGCCUGCAGCAGUUCCGCGAGGACCAGGGCGAUGGAUCCAAGUCGGAGGAUGAACUGGACCAAGCCAGCACCCCCACGGAUGUGCGGGACAUCGACCUGUGAGGAUGGCAGUCGGGCGAUCAGGAGAGGCACACGUUCAUAAUCCACUCUCUCCUCUCCUUUGGUUGUGUUUUGUUCUUUGUGGUUUAGAAUGAAACUUAAAAAAAAAAAAAAAAAAAACUGCCCCCACCUAGAUCAUAUUUAAAGAUCUGUUAGAAGUGAGAGAAAAAUGAUCUACACAAACUGAAUAAUUAAAAGUGUUUGGUGCCUAUUUGAAGUACAACAGAAGGGAAUCCCUUUAUAUGCAAGCAGUUACUGUUUGGUUAUGUAAAAGUAAUAGUGAAAUGCUUCCAUGAAAACCUGCAGAAUAGUUAGAGAUAAUGUAUGCUUGUAAUAUGAAGACAGAUUAGAGGAGACUUUUUUUUUCAUGUUAUGAACUAGUGCAUAUACCCCCUUUUAGGAUAAUUUCAAGGAACUGCAUACGCCAUUUUUGGCUUGAUUAGAUUGCAAAGCAAUGAACUCAAGAACGAAUUAGAAAUUAGGAGGGACAUGAUGGGGAGGGAGCACGAAACAAUCUGUCAACAUGAUCGAACCAUUUUGGACGUUAGAAGCACCUUUGCCCUUGACCACCUGUUAUAAAGUCAAAAGUGUUGUUGGAUCUUACAUUAUGUAUUCUUGCUGUCUAUAGUAGCUGCUACCUAAAAAAGAAGAUGCUUUAUUUUGCCAGUUGGACACAGGUUUCUGGGUUUCGAGUUUUUUGACGUCCAGCUUCUUCUUCCAAACAUGGUUCAUUGCAGACACCACCAUAUUUGUAUCGAAUGGGGAAAUCCAGCCAUGGGCCGAAACCAAAACUCAAAUGAAAUGGAGGCAGAUGGAGAUCUAGGGUAGGAUUUGGAAUGGAAUCUUUUGUCCUAGUGUAUUAAAAAAGGGUAACAUGACCUUGGAAUCAAUCCCUUAUUAGGAAAAACUAAUUUUUGGUGCUGAUUGAUAUGUCUGGUCCACAGUUCAGCAUUGUUAUAAACCAUUCCAUUCGAAAAGCACUUUGAAAAAUUGUUCCCACGGGAUAGAUGGGAUGGUUUAUGCAAAUCUUCCCCUCCUCCUUUCCCUUCCCGCCCCCAGUCUGGAUUAACUUCUGGUAUCUGACAUUCUCUGAUACAUAGUUCUGGUAUCCCUGCCGGAGCUCAAGAGACACCCCUUUCCGCUGACAUUCCCGUCAUGACAUUCCUCACGAAGAUCUUUUACCGUUUCGAUGUCACAGAAGGCUCUUUUAAUUCCCACCUAUAUACUUUUCCUUUGGACAUGGAAAGAAAAGUUGUUGCUGGUGCAAAAGACAGAGGGCUGAACAUCAAGGUGUGGCAUUUUAUUCCCUUUUUUUUUUUUUUUUAAUAGUUUUAUUGCAACGUAAUAUGUAAAGUAUUAGCGUACUUGAAUUUUUUUUUUCCUCUCCUCUUCUUCGAGGCAUUCAGUUAGCAAAGAGGUUGGAGCAACAACUUUUUUUUUUUUUUUUUUGCACAGUUAUAAAUUGACAGGUGAUGAAGCUAUUAAAAUAUUUGCCUUUUUUUUUUUUUUUAAGAAGAAACAAAAAAUCAGAACAGGGCCACUUGGAAGAAUUAUUUUAUAAAAAGUUCUGCCUUGUUCGGUAGCAUGAGGGUUGAAGAUGGAGAAAAAUCUAAAGGUCUCUUAUUUUUCAUUUUAUUUUGUUCAGUUUUUUGUUUAAUUUGUUUUUUUUUUUUUUUUGCGCUGCUAAGAAGCUAAAAUCAUUCAUCCUUAUUCACAUUAACAGUAACUAGCUGUAAUGUUUCACAGAGUGUGCUGCUAUUUUAUAAACAUUUUUAUAAUAUAUUAUUUUACUGCUUAAAUUCCAAGUCCUGAAGUAGAUGGUUGAGAAAUGAGUUCUUCGUACUGGAAAAGCCCUUCCAUAGUUUGUUUUCUUCUGGUAGCGUAUUCAUGUUCUCUUUUUGGGGGAUUUUUUUUUUUUUUUUUUUUUUUUCCUGAUCGCAUUUUUCAAAGACAGAGCAUUCUUUACCUCAGGUUUACUGGACAAAAUCAAUAACUACAAAAGAAAACUAUUCAUGUUUUUGUUUUCAUAAUACCUCACAAUGUGCAGUUUCUGUUUGGGAGCCCAUUAGCGUAUAGACAAGAGAAGGUGAGAGGUGGCUGAACUCCCCUCCCAGUUGGAAGGCAGGGUAGAUUUGGCCCCAGGGCCUCACUCCCAGGGACCUUUUCUGCGGUGAAGGCCACCAGGCUCCCAUUUCAACUCUGGUCUCCUCAUCAUGAUGGAAAAAAUGCAUUGAACCAAGGGCUCUCCCGCCAAGCCAGAUGUUCAGCACAGACUUAUACAGUGGAUCAGGAAGUUGUAAUUUGCACUUAGGUACCAGGUAUCAGGAGACAGACUGAAAAGAAUUCCAGCAGGCUGUUUGGAGAUCCUCAUCUUGCUGCCCUCUGAAAAGCAGGGCUUUCAUCUGCUUAAGGCCCUUUCAUCUUGAAGGAUUCCCCUCUAUCUUUCCCUGUUCCUGACAUGGACAUCCCCAUUUAGGAUGGUCUUGGAGGUUUCCCUAGGUCUUUGUAUCCAUCUGCAGCAUACGGGCUCCCCUUGUCCCACCUGUCUUUGGCUGUGGCAAGCACUGUGCAUGGCCAGGCCCUCUGCUAAGCAGUGCUAAAUGGCUUUCAGGUUUUAAAUGACAUUGAAAUUGGCAUGAUAGGGAAAAUAGGUCAGACGAGUAUUGGAGAGUAGUUGAAGGGAAACAGAGAGGCUGCUUCUCUUUAAAUUCCAGAGGAGUCAGUCUCUAGAAGGGUGUUUAGAAAUACAGAGUUCAGGACUUUGUGAGUGAGAAUGACCCUGGAAUUCUAGGGAAUUUCUGGUGGGGUAGUGGGUGGUGAAUUCUAAAGCUAUGAAGAGAAAAGCUGAGCAGCCAGUUGGGUCAGCCAGUUGUUAUCAAGAGCCCACUUUGCACAGGACACUCUUCUGGGCCCCGACAAGUCCCAUAGAACGGAAGAGGCAUAGUCCCUGUUCUUAGGGGGCUUGGAGCGUGAAGAGAGAGCACGGCACGGAUUCAUUUAACAGUAACCAACCCUUGAGCUCAAACAGAAGCAACAAAUGAGAGAACCUGACAGAUAAGGAAGGGAACAGGCCUACCAGCUUCUACUUAGGGUCUGUAAACUUUCCCCUUUUUCUGUAGCCCCAGGUGCCACUGGGGCCUCUUGCUUUUUUCUCCUGUGUCCUUUGGGGCCUGGUGUGGCAGGCACAGAGUUGCUGAUGGGAAGGAUGCUGGGAUAUUUGGUGCUUCUGCCUGCUCCCUGUGAAAAUAAAGGAAGAAACUCUGAUGCCCUCUGCUUGGAUCUUGAUUUCCUUUGUAAAGAGUUUUUGUCCCAGAGGUGGAUUUGAACCUGCUCCUCCCCCCACCCCUUCUUACUUCCUACUAAAGGGGUUCCAAAUCUAUUCCAGUCUUUCUCUACCUUGUUGUCUUUCUAUCUCAUCUUUCCUCCUUUUUGUUUUUUUGGGAUUUUUUUUUCUCCAUCAGUGGGGCUAAGUUGUCCCCGCAGCCUGCCAAAUUUCCUUCCUUCCCCUAUUUUGGUCAAAUCCCAGAGGGGAACAUCCUAGUAUGCCAAAAAUAUAUGCUAAGCCUAAUUAAUAAUUCCACGUGGGCUCAUAAUAUAGCCAAGGAGCCUGCAGAUGGAAGCGAGGGACAGUGCCCUCAGCAGAAGGUCUCACAGGUGCUGGGAGGCGAGCUCCCUAAGAGAGGCGGCUGCCACUCUUGGAGGAGGCUUUAUCUGGAGUUGCCCCAGGACCCCACUGAGGGGCACACCAUGUCUCCCAGCAGGCCCCCCUCAGUCCCCCUCUGGUCUAGGUGCUUUGUACAAGAGGCUCUGUUCUUCCUCUUGUCAGCUAGGUCCGGGGCUUGCCUGCCUUGGAGGCUGUGGCCUUGGGCAAGGGCUGAAGUGUCAAAGGGGACCUCAUCAGACUGCAUCCCUUCGCUAGCAAGAUGGGCUUCUCUUCCGAGGAAGUUGUAGCUUUCCUUCCGCCCAGUGCCUUCGAGCCCUCAGGACUGUGCGCUGGGAUACCUGGGACCACCGGGAUAAGAGCAGUAGGCAGGACUGGAUAACUUUCUCAAAGAGGGCAGGGGGAUUUUCUCUCCGCGGGCCGCAGGGGACAGGGCUGGGAGGAGAAGUAGACUUGCACCUUAUAACAUGUAAAUAUUGACUUUCUAGUUCAGGAAGAUAAUAUUGGUAGAAUGGGGAUGGGAGGUAGGAAUGGGGAGGAAGUCUGAGUAAGCAGUUGGCUUCUAAGCCACAAGGAUUCCUCUUUGCUUAUCUUUGAGAAAGUCCAACCCUGAGAAUAGCUUUAAAAGGAAAUUCGUGCUGACGGUAACGUCCCCCCUAAGCCAACAAGCUCUCUGUAGCAAUAGAACGAGUGCAGGCUCCUGUUGGUGUAGACUCAGAGCGCUUUUCAAGAGCUGCUUAAGCAGCCAUCUAUUUGUACAAAAUAGGGUAGGAAGAUUCAAGAGGGUGUUUAUCACUUCCUAUACCACGUGGCUUUUAAUUAUUAUGGAUUCUAAACAACCCAGAAGAGUCAUUUCGGCCAGAGCUAUUCUUCUACAUUUGUGUGUCUCUGCUUUUAAACUUGGCUGGGCUGUCAGACCCGAUUGGUGGCUCAGGUUUCAAAAAGCCAUCAGCAAAUGUAUACAUGCAUGCUGGAGCUGCAACAUUUAUUCCUUUGCCUGCAGCCUACUUUGGGGAAACAAGUGCCUUACUAACUAGCCAUUACAGUAUCCGAUGUAUUACGACAGGUGCCUGUCCUUAAUGAAAGUUUUUAUUUUGUGUUUUGUUUUGUUUUUUCAUUAUUGGUUUUUAGUUCUUAAUGCUGGCCAACUAUUAAAUCACCAGCAAAUUAACCAGGCCAUUGGAUUUUUUUCAUUAUGUUCAAUACCCUUUUACCAUGUACCUCAGAUCUCUCUCUCUCUCUCUCUCUCUCUCUCUCUAUCAGUUACACAGUUUGUAGUUUUGGACUUUUUUUUUCUUUUUAUUUUGCUUUAAAAUGAGUGUGAUGCCGUAUCAAGAUGUUAUUCUCUCACAAUGUACUCUUUAAGAGGUGUGGGUGUUUAUUUGGUCGGGAUGCUAGAAAGUGCUCAAGUAGCGUGAUCAGUGUAAACAAAAAGUUUUUAGAAAGUAUGAAGCAAAAUGUUUUAUUGGCUGUGAUUGUGACAUGGUAUAGUCAGCUGCCUUUUAAGCAGUCUUAUCUGUUCAGUGUUAAGCAAUUUAAAAAAUAAUAACCUGUUCUUUUGACUAGCUUAAAGAUGGAUUUGAAAAUGGUUUUGGAUGCCAUUAGGUUAUGCUAUUUGGACAAUAAACUCACCUUGACCUAAA